Molecule: messenger RNA, 999 nt
Organism: Daldinia decipiens
Lineage: Eukaryota; Fungi; Ascomycota; Sordariomycetes; Xylariales; Hypoxylaceae
Product: glycoside hydrolase family 43 protein
Exons: 2
Coding region: 1-999 (332 amino acids)
Biological process (GO): carbohydrate metabolic process
Molecular function (GO): hydrolase activity, hydrolyzing O-glycosyl compounds
Source: RefSeq, a predicted model, not a curated record
AUGUUAUUCAGCGGAAGAAGGCUCAUCACGGCCUUGCUCGGCGUUGCAUCUUGCCUCUUGAUCAGCCCGGCUACAGCUUUUACUAACCCGAUUCGCCGGCCAGGAGGCAGUGAUCCUCAAAUGAUAUAUUCAGACGGAUACUAUUAUUUCUUAUCUACGUCGUGGAGCAACGUGCAGAUUGCGCGGGCCACGACAAUCGAUGGCCUCAAGACGGCGACACGGAAGACCGUCUAUAGCUCGACUGAGGCGAGCCGCUGCUGUAACGUCUGGGCUCCAGAAACACAUUAUCUUGACGGAGCGUGGUAUAUUUACUUCACGGCGGGCAACAGUAAAAAUCUCGACGGUCAGAACCUGCACGUGCUAAAGGGCGGCGCUACACCAUGGGACGAUUUCACUUACGUCGGGCAACUAUCCAAUGAAUGGUCCAUUGAUGGAACCAUUAUACAAUUCGAUAAAUGGGGUACCUACCUAGCUUCCUCGUGCUUUCACGAAGUACAAUACCAGUCAUUAUGUAUGCAGAAGUUAGGGGAUGACAACGUGUCACUAAAGGGCAACAACUCGGUUAUCUCGCAACCGCUUGAGUCAUGGGAGCAAAGCAGAACACCUGUAAACGAGGGACCCUAUGCUCUAUACAUGGAAGAAAUUGGAAAGACGUACAUUGUAUACUCAGCCAACGACUGCUGGACGCCUGAAUACUGCCUCGCAACACUCGAGUGGGACGGCAAAACAGACCCGACCUCCGCCGCUGCUUGGAAAAAGUCCUCUGGUUGCGUUUUCCAAGGUGGUGUCAAUGGCCACUACGGCACUGGCCAUAAUAGCAUCGUGCGCAGCCCCGACGGCUCACAAAUUUGGAACGUCUACCAUGCUACCGACAACGUCAAUGGGUCUUGCAAUGAUAGCCGUUACACCAUGGUCCAAGUCGUCGGUAAAAAUCCAGACGGGUCCCCGAAUUUCGGUACACCCGUUGCUUUCGACUAUAAUUCUGCCGAGCCUAGCUAG